CCCCACGAUGAUGAAGAGGCAGCUGCAUCGCAUGCGGCAGCUGGCCCAGACGGGCAGCCUGGGGCGCACCCCGGAGACGGCCGAUCUGCUGGGAGAGGAGCUGCAGCAGGUGGAGCAGCGGCUGGAGCCAGCCAAGCGGGCAGCGCACAAUGUCCACAAGCGACUGCAGGCCUGCCUGCAGGGCCAGAGUGGAGCGGACAUGGACAAGCGGGUGAAGAAACUCCCUCUCAUGGCUCUGUCCACCACCAUGGCCGAGAGCUUCAAGGAGCUGGACCCGGACUCCAGUCUGGGGAAGGCCCUGGAGAUGAGCUGCGUCAUCCAGAACCAGCUGGCCCGCAUCCUGGCCGAGUUCGAGAUGGCGCUGGAGAAGGACGUCCUGCAGCCGCUCAGCAGGCUGAGCGAGGAGGAGCUCCCCGCCAUCCUCAAGCACAAGAAGGGCCUGCAGAAGCUGGUGUCUGACUGGAGCGCCCUCAAGAGCAGGUGGGCGCAGUGGCCUCCGACGGUGGGGGGGCUCAGCCAGGCCGCGGGCAGUGGCCAGGGCGCUCACAGCUCGACCGCCACUGCCAACAAGGUGGAGACGCUGAAGGAGGAGGAAGAGGAACUCAAGAGGAAGGUGGAGCAGUGUAAGGACGAGUACUUAGCCGACCUGUACCACUUCGCCACCAAGGAGGACACAUACGCCAACUACUUCAUCCACUUCAUGGAGAUUCAGGCCGAUUAUCAUCGCAAGUCCCUGAGCUCGCUGGACACGGCCCUGGCCGAGCUGAGAGAAAACCACAGUCCAGCAGACCCCUCCCCCUCGAUGACGGCCACCCCCUUCUCCAGGGUGUAUGGGGUGUCGCUGGGCACCCACCUGCAAGAGCUGGGCCGGGACAUCGCCCUGCCCAUUGAGGCCUGCGUCCUGAUGCUGCUGUCGGAGGGCAUGAAGGAGGAGGGCCUCUUCCGCCUGGCCGCUGGGGCCUCUGUGAUGAAGCGCCUCAGGCAGACCCUGUCCUCAGACCCCCUCGGCCUCCAGGAGUUCUGCUCCGACCCUCAUGCUGUGGCAGGCGCCCUCAAGUCCUAUCUGCGGGAAUUGCCGGAGCCCCUGAUGACCUUUGACCUCUACGACGAUUGGAUGAGGGCCGCCAGCCUGAAGGAGGCCGGCCCGCGGCUGGAGGCCCUGAAGGAGGUGUGCGGCCGACUGCCCCCCGAGAACCUCAGAAACCUCAGGUACCUGCUCAAGUUCCUCGCACGGCUGGCCGAGGAGCAGGAGGUGAACAAGAUGACGCCCAGCAACAUCGCCAUCGUCCUGGGCCCCAACCUGCUGUGGCCGCCCGAGAAGGAAGGGGACCAGGCCCAGCUGGACGCGGCAUCCGUGUCGUCCAUCCAGGUGGUGGGCGUGGUCGAGGCCCUGAUCCAGAGCGCGGACACCCUCUUCCCCGGAGAUGUCACCUUCGACGUGUCUGGGCUCUUCUCAUCCCUGGGCCCCCCGGACAAGGUGAGCGACCGGCCAGCCUCCGGGGAGCUUCCUGCCGCUGAUGUGUCAGGCCCGGCCAAGGAAAGGACAGAGGCUGCGCCUCCACCCAGGCCGGCCUCCCCCAGGGUGAGCAGGGCCACCCCGGAUGCGGCCAGCCCAGCGGAGGACACGGCCCGGAGGACCAAGCGUCCGGCACCUGCUCGGCCCUCGGGGCCGCCCCCCCAGAUCUCCGGCUCCCGCACGUCCCCCCCAGCCCCCUCUGGCAGCCCCGCGACCCCCCGGGCCUUGCCUCGCCGGCUGGUCGGCAGCAACCUCCGGGCCCCCUCUGUGCCCCCACCUCUGCCCCCCGGACCCCCUCAGCCCGCCCGGCGCCAGAGUCGCCGCUCCCAGACCUCCCCGGGUGGGCCUGAGCGGGGGGACCCGGGGGGCGGCCCCGAGGACGGAGGAGCCUCCUCGCCCCCAGCCAACCCCCCUCAGCCCAGACCCCGGAGCCUGGCCUCCGAGACCGACUGA
Sorex fumeus (smoky shrew) is the source of this 1969-nucleotide messenger RNA. RefSeq names its product SH3 domain binding protein 1 (gene SH3BP1). Gene Ontology annotation, biological process: positive regulation of GTPase activity; signal transduction; regulation of Rac protein signal transduction. Gene Ontology annotation, molecular function: protein binding; GTPase activator activity. NCBI's taxonomy places the organism in Eukaryota, Metazoa, Chordata, Mammalia, Eulipotyphla, Soricidae. The transcript is spliced from 18 exons. The coding region runs from base 8 to 1969 and encodes 653 amino acids. The record is from RefSeq and is a predicted model, not a curated record. Gene Ontology annotation, cellular component: cytosol; cytoplasm; intracellular anatomical structure.